This is a messenger RNA of Trichomonas vaginalis G3, 561 nucleotides long. RefSeq names its product immunoglobulins domain-containing protein. The coding region runs from base 1 to 561 and encodes 186 amino acids. Lineage: Eukaryota; Parabasalia; Trichomonadida; Trichomonadidae. The transcript has a single exon. The record is from RefSeq and is a predicted model, not a curated record.
AUGAAAACACCAAAUAAUGAACAAAAACCUUCAGAAAAGGUCCCUCAAUAUUUUGAAAGCUCCAAAUCAAAUGCAGAACUCGGAAUUCCACCACAAACAGAACAAAAGAAAUCAAUAUUACUAAAUAUUGUUAAAGUAACUCCUUUAAUUCUCAAUCCAAAAGGAGGACAGGAAGUACAUAUAGUUUUUGCUUCACCAUCCAAAAUAUUACAAAAACAAGGCAAUUGUAGAUUUGGGAAGAAUAUUGUACCUGCAGGAAUUGCUGGAGAAGAAUUUCUUUGUAUCUCACCUCCUUCAAAUAAGUCGGUAUACGUGUCUAUAUCACUUGAUGGGCAAGUUUGGGCUCCAAAUGAUGUGUUAGUAUGCUAUCAAGCACCUCUUUCAGCGAAACAGAUAAUAUUCGAUAUAGUUGCAUGCAUUGUUGUAUUCUCCGGCGUUCCAUCAGCUAUUAAACCUUAUAUUUGUCCCAAGAAAAAAUCCAACGAGUUUGAUAUUCAAAAAGAUGGAGAAGAUGUUCCUCUUACUACAGCAAAAGAACAAUUAUUCGAUAAUUUUGCUUAG